Messenger RNA from Sphaeramia orbicularis (orbiculate cardinalfish), 2971 nucleotides. RefSeq names its product CWF19 like cell cycle control factor 2 (gene cwf19l2). Lineage: Eukaryota; Metazoa; Chordata; Actinopteri; Kurtiformes; Apogonidae. The transcript has 19 exons. The coding region runs from base 10 to 2844 and encodes 944 amino acids. The record is from RefSeq and is a predicted model, not a curated record. Gene Ontology annotation, cellular component: post-mRNA release spliceosomal complex. Gene Ontology annotation, biological process: mRNA splicing, via spliceosome.
GACAGUGUCAUGGCGGCGCACGGCAUCAGUUUUGAGAGUGCGAGUAGCAUUGAAGACAAAAAGGAAAGUAAGCGACAGGCACGCCAAGAAGCUCUAGAAAAGGCCAAGAAAAAAUAUGAGAAAGAAGAAAGGAGGAAGGAGCUGAAGAGGCAGAGAGGGGAGGACACUUGGAUGCUUCCUGAGGUAAACCAACGACUGCAGCAAAUAGAAGAGGAAUCAUCUGUGAAGAGCAAGAAGAAGAAAGAAAAGAAAUCUAAAAAGAAAAAGGAGAAGAAGAGGGCCAAGAAAGAGAAAAGGGCAGCAGAAGCCAACGAUGGCUCUAGCGAAAGCUCGGAGGACUCUGGUGAUGAGUGGGUUGAAGCCCAACCUCUGGCACCGGUUCCUAAAGCCUGGCAGGUUCCUGAGGGGUCCAAGUCCACAGAGAACAACCCCAGCAUGGCCCAGAAUGUCCAGAGAGAUGAAUGGAUGACCUUUGACUUCCUGGCAAUGAAAACCACAUCCACUGCAGACAGGAGGGCUGAGAAAGAACGACAGAAAGAGGAAGAGAGAGCCAAGGCUGAUGCCAUUCAGCAGGCUGGCCUCCACAAAUUGGAGCUAAACCCUUACUGGAAGGAUGGAGGAACUGGUCUGCCCCCAGAGGAUAUGUCUGGCACAGCUGUAAAAAAAGGUGCAAUAGUGAAUGAUGGUGGUCUGAGCUGGUUGAGGAAGAGCUACCAGAGGAUGAAAGAGCAGGCAGAGAGGGAGCAGCGCAGCAUCAACGAUGUGGUGGCUGAGAGAUAUGGAUCAAUGGAAGAAUUUCAGAAUCGACUUUCAGAGGCUGAAGAAGCAGCAUAUGAACAGAGACGAGGAAGAGGAGGAGACAACACAACAAGAGGUGGAUGGAGGAAAGACGAGGGGGAGAACAGGGAAAGGUGGAAACAAAAAGAAGGAGACGGGCCAGAAAAAGAUAGAUGGAGGAGAAGUGAAAGGGAAAGACACUCAUCGCCUUCUAACCGAGAUAGAUACUAUGGUGGAAGAGGAGAGGAGAAGGAAAGAGGAGCCUAUCGGGAAAGAGAGCACGAGAGAAGUCGAGAUGGAGACAGAUAUAGAGAGAAAGAAAGAGGACGAGACAGAGAUCGGGAGAAGGACAUAGAGAGUGAGAGGAAUAGAGAAAGAGAUCGAGAUAGAGACAGAGAGAGGGAUCGGGAGAGACAUCGAGAUAGAAGUCGUCCUGGUGCAGCAUCAUCAUCUGAACAACCCUGGAGUUCCCUCUCUACUGGCUCACUGAAAGGCCGGUUUCUCAAACCCUCUGAUGACGAUGACAGUGCUGGAGUUCCAGAGCGUCCUCCAGCAGCACGGUCAUCCACGGGUUUUCUGAAACCCAGCUCUGAUGAUGAAGACUCUGGUCCAAGUAACAUCAGAGUUUCCGCCUGGAAGAAAAGCAGCAGUCCUGCCCCUGAUCCCAUGCAUGUAGAAAAACUGCAGCAGGACAAAGAGAGGAAUCCUCAGAAACCUGUAGCUGCUCCUCAAAAGGCUCCACAUGGUGACAGAGCUGCUGUGAUAACAUCAAGGAGUGAUAGUGACAGUGAAGAAGGGGAGGAAGAGGAGGAGGCUCCACUGCUGUCAGAGGAAGAGAUGAACAAACUAGGAGCCAAACUGGUGAAGGCAGAGAUCAUGGGCAACAAGGCCAUGGUUGAAAAGUUGAAAGCUCAAUUGGAAGCAGCUCAAAAAGCCAAAGAGAGCCACACAGCCCACAAAAAGCAGCAAGAAACGGCUCAAGCAAACAAGGUUCCAGAUCGGUCCAGUGAGGAUCAGGAAGUCCUGCUGUUCAGAACAGACCAGUCAGGUCGUGCCUGGCCAGUCAAUGCUCCCUCUGGCUCUCAGGAGCCCCACGGAGGACGGCGGAAGAAGAAACCGAUUGAGACCCAUGUCGACGGGCAGCGUGUGAGGUACUUCCAGGAUGAUGACAACAUGGGUCUGAUGGAGAUGGUCAGAAGAGAGAAGAUGAGCACUGCACAGGAUCAGAAUGCCCUCUACUCUCGCAUGGCUUCCAAGAUGAUGGGGAAGACAGAUGGUGACAACUACACACUGGAUGACAUGUUUGUGUCAAGUGCAGCGCAGCGGGAGGGUGAGGGGAGGGAGGAGGAGAGGAUGAGGAACAGAGCCAUUGGAGAGAGCAGGAGACUGGCUGCCUUCAUGGAGAAAUGCCACUACUGUUUCAACAGCCAAGAGCUCCAGAAGCACCUCAUAGUAGCAUUAGGGAGCAAGGUUUACCUGAGUCUGCCUGCAGGGGUGUCCAUGACCGAGGGCCACUGUCUCAUCUGUCCUCUCCAGCAUCACUGUUCUGCCACCGGAUUGGAUGAGGACAUCUGGUCGGAAAUGCAGCUGUUCCGACGUGCCUUGGUGCGUAUGUUUGAGUCUCAGGAGCUGGAUUGUGUGUUCAUGGAAACACACAUGAACCCACGCAGAAGACAACACAUGGUCCUCGAGUGUAUCCCACUUCCAAGAGAGCUGGGUGAUAUGGCCCCUAUAUACUUUAAGAAAGCUAUCAUGGAGUGUGAUGAGGAAUGGGCCAUGAACAAGAAGGUCGUCGACCUCUCAUCCAAAGACGUCCGCCAAGCAGUUCCUCGAGGACUGCCAUACUUUGCUGUAGACUUUGGAUUACAGGGAGGGUUUGCUCAUGUUAUUGAAAACGAGCAGAAAUUUCCGCCGUACUUUGGCAAGGAAGUGGUUGGAGGCAUGAUGGACUUGGAGCCACGGCGCUGGAGAAAGGCGAUCAGAGAAAACUUUGAUGAUCAGAGGAAAAAGGUCCUGCAGUUUGCACAGUGGUGGAAGCCAUAUGACUGUACCAAGACUGAUGACUAGCGGGGCAUACUGAUGGACAGCUGUUCACUUGAAAUAGAUGGGAUAGAAUUUUACUUCCAAAUUUCAUGUAAAAUUCUAGUUAGGAGUUGUAUUUUUACUUAAAUAAAAGAAAUGAGUUUAAUAUGUU